AGUUUCCCGUGUUACUUGAUUUUAUUAAGCCUGAGGAAGAGUCCCGUGCUGGGCUGUUGUAUAUAAACGCGAGGCGAAAGUGUUCCAGCCACACUCCUGAUCCUCUUCCUCCUCCCGCUACACUCUGGACAGAAGGAUGGCCAAGGCAGCAGCAGCAGCAGCGUGGUGCCUCGUGGUGCUGGCGGCGUUGGUGGCGGCGGAGGCAGACCCCGGCCACCACCAUGGAGGAACGCCCUACUACAAGCGGCCUUACUACAAGCGCCCCAGCUUCUACAGCCAGAGGAGGCCAUACGGUGGUGUGAAUCACGGAGCUGUACAUUCUGGAGCUGUGAGCGGCCACUCCUCUUUCGACCACGCCUCCGUUGGGCACCUCGGCGGGCAGCCCGACAUCCACACCUCUGUGGGGCAUGACAGCCACGCCUCUGUAGGGCAUGACAGCCACGAUGCCAUCGGCCACGCCUCCACUGGGCCAGUCCUGGUGGACACCGUGGACCUGCGCUCCCAGCCCCGUCACACCAACGAUGACCUGUACCCCGGCCUGCGGGAAGGCUACAGCUUCUACACGUACAAGCCAACCGCUGGACACGACGGCUGCAGCGACUGGUGUUACUCCUCUGGUGCCAGCCAGUACUACUGCUGCCACGAGGCUCACCACUAACAUGACAACAGGCAGUAGACGACAGCAGUGUACGUACUACUGCUGUUAUGAGGGCCAGUAGGAGCUAAAAGUAACAUGUAGCAAAUGGCGGAGAUCUUCAGGGACAGUAACAAUACCACUGUUCUGAGGCUCACUAGAAAAAACAGAGAACAAAGGCAGUAACUCGUGCUAUCAAUACCCCAUUAGCAGCGCAACGCUACAUCAGCUUCAACGAGCCACAAGUCACACUGUUCCUUUUUAUCACAGGAAUAAUAUAUAUUUUGUAUCAA
This is a messenger RNA of Scylla paramamosain (green mud crab), 927 nucleotides long. RefSeq lists its product as uncharacterized. The record is from RefSeq and is a predicted model, not a curated record. The transcript has 2 exons. The coding region runs from base 137 to 658 and encodes 173 amino acids. Lineage: Eukaryota; Metazoa; Arthropoda; Malacostraca; Decapoda; Portunidae.